AUGAGCCCCAGCUUUGGCGAUGUUCAUCACAUGACGAACGAAGGCUUAGACGUCUUCGCCCGAAAAGUUGGAGGAUUUCUCGCCAAUUGGCAACUAGGUCGUCCUCCUCCACUUGGUUUAGACGCUUCAGGUGAUUCUUCUGUUUCUACUAACCUUAUUGGAAGCGUAGGAUCUUCUGUUUCUACCGAACUCAGUCUGACCGGAAACCGGGUACCGCUCGUGCUGGCAGAAACCGGCCAGCUGCUUGCCUCUUUAGUGAUUGGGGCGCAAGCUGCUGGCACAGCUAGGCGAUGCAGCCGGGCAGCUGCAGGGCUCGCCAUGCAUCGCCUCCUUGGAGUCGUAUACGCCUAUAUACAGACUGUUGAAGUAAAAAUUUAUACUUUCUUAUUAUCUUCCAAACGUUCUAUUCUCUUAAGAAGAGUGAAUUUUUUCUUUAUUUAA
Protopolystoma xenopodis is the source of this 441-nucleotide messenger RNA. NCBI's taxonomy places the organism in Eukaryota, Metazoa, Platyhelminthes, Monogenea, Polystomatidea, Polystomatidae. The record is from the annotation of a GenBank genome assembly.